UCAGUGUGUGGUGGACCUGUGUAGUGAGAUGACCGGAGACGUUUUAACGCUAGACGGCAUGUGUUUUUAAAUGCUUUUAAAGUUUUGUUAUUUUUAGUUCAAAACAGAUCUCAAUGGAGCGUCACAUAGUUUUAGGUGUUUGUUUAUUACUGAUCGUGGUCCAGCUGAACCCGGCAGCGUCACAAAUCAGCCAGCCAGAAUCGACAUUUACUCAACCUCCGUCCGUUGCCGACAGUGGCGACAACUUCGUCCAAACAGAUGACUUCGGCCAAGACUCGGAGCCACCGGACACCUCGCCAGCUCCACCACCACCGAAUGACGAAACAUCGCCUGUGGAUGUAUAUACACCUGAGUGGGAUGGGUCCUCGAUUAGUGAGACGGACGACUCCUACUUGGCAAAUCUGCAAACGGAAGAUGCCACGACGUUAACAUUAGGAGGCGGUGCCAGAGAAGGCUAUUUUACCACAAACUCCGUCGUUUUAUUACCUCUUCCGAUCAAUCUCCGUGGGUACACUUCCAUCAGCUUUCGUACCUGUUUGUUUGGUACUCUGCUGUCGCAGAGUGGGUCUGGGGGCGACGCUUUGUCUUUAGCUGUUAAUGAGGAAGGCAGUUUGGUGCUGAAGCUCAACCAUCGCGACCAAGAAACCAUCACUACUCUCGGAAAGGGACUGAAUGACAACGCUUGGCACAGAGCAUAUCUCAGGUUUGAGCUUGGAAUUCUAACACUAGGUGUGGACCAGGACAAUGUAGUUAUUGCAAACACGACGAGUAAUAGUUCGUCUUUGAUCGACCUCGGGCUCUUGUCUCCCGAGCCACGCUUAAGGAUCGGUGCCAAUUUCACCGGUUGCAUCCUGCAGGGAGCUGGAACCGAACUCACCACCUCCCUCAUUAAACAUUCUGGCGUCGACUGGAAUAACUGUCCGUUACCUGAUGGCACAGACUGCAGUGGCUAUGAUGAAGAUCAGUGCUUCUCUCAACCAUGCGGACGCCAUGGUGUGUGCACUUCGACGCCAGAGGGUCCUAUGUGUACCUGCUACACUAGGUACUCGGGAAAAAACUGUGAAGCAGAUUCAGGACCUCUGUGCCAUCGCCCUGAUUUCCAGUGUCUGAAUCAGGGUAUGUGUCAAGAAGAUCGGCUGGGUAAUUCAACAUACUGUGCCUGUCCAGUUGGGUUCACAGGGCCCAUUUGUGAAAUUCAGAUUGAUGAAUCCUUUUGUGACAAUGACGACAAUCCCUGCAGAAAUAAUGCGACUUGUACAGUGAAUUCAUUUGGUGAUAUUUAUGAGUGCCAAUGUCAGCCUGGCUUCAGUGGUGAGCACUGUGAAAUAAAUGAUGAUAAUUGCAUAUCUCAACCUUGCUGGCACGGCGGCAUCUGCAUUGAUCAAGUGAACAGUUUUGAAUGUGACUGUGAAGGCACAGGGUAUGACGGGGAUAUCUGCGAAACAAACAUUGAUGAAUGCUUACUACUGAAUCCAUGCACAAAUGGAGCGACUUGUUUUGAUCUCUAUGGUGACUAUGAGUGUGCCUGUACCCCUGGGUAUUCUGGGAAGCACUGUGAAGUAGAAGUGCAGGAAUGUUCCUCAAACCCUUGUCAGAAUGGUGGUUCAUGUACAGACCUUAAGAAUGGAUAUAGGUGCUCUUGUAUCCUUGGAUUUGAAGGAGAUAACUGUGAACAUAAUAUAGAUGAUUGCUUUAAUGUGACAUGUCCUGAGAACGCGCAAGCAGUCGAUUUCAUCAAUGAAUGUAUGUGCCGCUGCAAGCCAGGAUUUUCAGGCUUUCCUCCAGAUUGCAUAGAAAUAGAUGAAUGCAACUCCUCCCCUUGCUUAAAUGGAGGGAUUUGUUAUGAUGCAGAGAAUGCAUACACAUGCAGUUGCCCUCGGGGCUAUUCAGGUGUAAAUUGUGAAAUUAACAACGAUGAUUGCAGCCCAAACCCUUGUCACAAUGGUGGAACAUGUGAAGAUGGGAUUGACAGCCAUGUGUGCACAUGUUCCCCUGGUUUUUUUGGAGAUUACUGUGAAGAAAAUCUUGAUGAAUGCUCUUUAAAUGUGUGCAAGAAUUUUGUUACAUGCAAUGAUCUGACUGGGGAUUAUGAAUGUGUGUGUCUGGAAGGUUGGACAGGAAAGAACUGUGACACAGAAAUCAAUGAAUGUGCUUCAUCUCCUUGUCAAAAUGGAGCAACUUGCCAAGAUGGUCUUAAUAGAUUUACUUGUAUUUGCCCUGCAGGAUAUACAGGGGAACUAUGUUCAUCAGACAUUGAUGACUGUGUGGAAAACCCAUGUUUAAAUGGAGGUUUGUGUGUUGACGGUAUCAACAACUACACAUGUGACUGCUUGGAUGCAUUUAUGGGAAGGAAUUGUGAAGAGGAAUAUGAUGGUUGUGCGUCGAACCCAUGUCAAAAUGCUGCUACUUGUACUUACAACAGAGAUAUUCAGGAUUAUUCUUGUGAAUGUGUUCUAGGUUUUGAAGGCCAACAUUGCCAGAAUAAUAUCAAUGAUUGUGUGGGUGUAGAAUGUUCACUUGGAAGUGUGUGUGUUGACUUGGUUAAUGACCAUGAAUGCCGUUGCCCUGCUGGUUUUACUGGAGAAAAUUGUACAGAAAAUGUUGAUGAAUGUGAAAGCAGUCCCUGUCUCAACAAUGGUGAAUGCCUUGAUGGUUUGGCAAAUUACAGCUGUAUUUGUCCUGCUGGCUAUACUGGGUACAAUUGUGAAGAGGAUAUAGAUGAGUGUGAAAUCUUAAAGCCCUGUGUCAAUGGCAUCUGUCAAAAUGUCAAUGGCUCUUAUCAGUGCUACUGCCAACCUGGGUACUCAGGAGAUCACUGCAACUUGGAGUUUGAUGAAUGCCUCUCUUAUCCUUGUCACAAUGGUGGUCAUUGCAUUAAUGAAAUCAAUGGAUAUAAGUGUGUCUGUGAACCAGGUUUCACUGGAACUGACUGUGACAUAGAUAUUGAUGAAUGUGCAAGUGACCCAUGUCAGAAUAAUGCAACAUGUUAUGAUGAUAUAGCAAAUUUCACUUGUGAGUGUUUGCCUGGCUUCACAGAUCUGCUGUGCUCUACAAAUAUUGAUGAGUGUGAGUCAGAACCUUGUAUGAAUGGUGGUGCAUGCACUGAUGGAAUCAACAACUACACCUGUAAUUGUGAUGACACCGGCUUUAAAGGAGAUCAGUGUGAAAUUAAUAUUGAUGAUUGUGAAUCAUCACCUUGCCAGCAUGGUUCUACCUGCUCAGAUUUGAUAAAGGAUUAUAUUUGCCAGUGUUAUGAUGGCUAUGAAGGGAAAAACUGUGAAAAUGAUAUCCUAGAAUGCCAGACUUUCCCUUGUCAAAAUGAAGCGACAUGUCUUGAGCGUAGCAAUUUAACUCUUUAUGAGAUUAAUAUAUUCUCCAAUUUCUCUUAUGAAAGUGCUGGGGGCUUUGUUUGUGAAUGUGUUCCAGGAUUUACAGGAGAUUAUUGUGAGAUAAAUAUCGAUGAGUGUGCCAGUGACCCUUGUAUUAAUGGCAACUGCAUCGAUGGAAUAAAUGCCUACACUUGUGAGUGUUCCCCUGGUUAUGAAGGCAGUAACUGUGAAACUGAAAUCGAUGAGUGCGAUCGUUUUCAGCCUUGUGUUUAUGGCUCCUGUGUAGAUAAGGUUGCCGAUUAUGACUGUGAAUGUGACGAUGGAUAUGGAGGAAAGAACUGUUCUGUUGAGUUGAUUGGUUGUAAUAAUCGGGAGUGCAUGAAUGGUGGCUUCUGUGAAGCUCUACUGCACAAUGAAACUGUACAUGAUUACAAAUGUCACUGUGAACAUGGUUUCACAGGACGUAACUGUGAAAAAUCAACAACCAUGUCAUUUUCUGGCAAAUCUUAUGUUGGUAUUAAUUCAAAGAGGGAAGAAGGUUAUGAUCUCUCAUUCCGAUUCCGAACUACAUUACCCAGUGGUGUCCUGGCUGUUGUGCAAGGAAAAACAUAUGCUAUACUGCAGCUUUUGAAUGGACAGCUAAAUCUGUACUCGCCUAUUUUACAAGAAUUACCAGAAUAUUCUGGUGAUGGCAGAUUAGAUGGUAUCUAUACUGGCUCACACCUUAAUGAUGGUCAAUGGCAGGAAGUAAGAAUGACAAUCAAUGAGAGUCAUGUACUCUUAGCUGCCAAUGAUCAGGAAACCGUGGUUCCUGGUAAUCCAUCCCAGACCAUUGAAAGUUCUGUUACAGUUUUAGGAGGUGCAACAUCAACAUUGGCUAUUCUAUUAAAUGGAGCUCCAUUCUUUACUGGUUGUAUUGAAGAUGUUUUUGUUGAUGGGAGUGUUAUAAUACCAAGUGAUCAACCCUCUCCAAUGAAGAUAGCAGUGGAAGAGGGAUGUCCUCGUGAGGAGCAGUGCUCUCCCAAUCCUUGCAUGAAUGAUGGAGAGUGCAAAGAUAUGUGGACUAGUUUCUUGUGUAACUGUCAGAGGCCAUAUCUUGGAGAUACCUGUGAACUAAGAGGAGCAACCUGGGAGGCAUCACUUUGCUUUACUCCAGCUACCUUUGGCAAUGAAGAUAUACUGGACAGUUUGGUAACUGUGAUUAUCCCAGAAGUGGACCAUGCAACAUACAGGACACAUGCAGAUGUGUCAAUGCUUGUACGCACCAGAGAACCAGAUGGUCUGAUAUUUUAUUUAGGAACACCACUUGAUACAGAUAUUCCAGGGAUGCAAGAUAAGCACCUGCUUGCUCAGCUUGUUGGAGGAGAUCUAGUUCUUCGUGUUUUGCUUGAUGGACCUGAGGAAAGAUUCAACAUCUCCAAUGUUGUGAUAACUGAUGGAGAUCCUCAUUUGCUCCAUGUUAAAAGAAUCAAUAAUGAAGUUGAAGUGUAUGUGGACAAUGGGCAAGUUUUGAACUCAUCACUGUUGUAUGGAGGAAAUCUUGAUGCUCAGGUGCUAUACUUAGGUGGUGUCCCUGAUAACUACCACUCACGAUUUAAAAGACAGCUGGGGGUUUCAAACUUUACCACAACUGUUACUCGGAUUCAUUUUAAGGGGAUUCUUCAAGAUAUUAGGCUAAGUAAUGGAACAGAAACGCGUUUAGUUCAGCCUUUUCCUCUUGAAAAUGUUAGUUCUGAUCUUCUGCCUGGAUUGGAUUUGGAGCCAGCAGAUGUUCAUGGUGUUUUAGAAGGAGUAGUUAGUGAUGAUACAUGCAUCCAUGACCCAUGUCAAAAUGGUGCCACAUGUUCAGUUACUUGGAAUGACUUCAACUGCACGUGCACAUUUGGAUUCAAAGGCAAGACUUGUGAAGACAGAGAAUACUGUGCACUCUAUCAGUGUCCAGCUGGGUCAGAGUGUAUCAAUUUGGAUGAUGGGUAUGAGUGUGCGGCAAAUCUUACGCUAAAUGGAGUUGACUCAUCACUUUCAUUUUCACCUGACUUUACAGAUCCUCCUGCACAGAUAAACGAUGUCUCAAUAAACUACCGGAGCCAGGUUGGAGGUGUAGUCUUCUCAGCUAGAGCUGUGAGUGGCCUUGUAUGGAUUGGCAUGACCCAAAGCUCUGUAGUAGUUCACCAAGAAAGUGGUUUAAUUACAAAAAUGUCUUACUUCACCUCUAAUGUUACAUUAGAUGGUAACUGGCAUAUGUUACAUGUUACGUUUACCCCAUCAGGAUUACAGGUUACACUGGGAAACGUAAGCCUUCUUGGAACAGACAGUGCCGUGAUUGUGGAUUUUGCCUCUAUAAUAACCAAUGGUCAGGUACAACUUGGUUCCUCUCAUACUUUACCUACAUCUCUGAGUUUGUUGGACCCAUCACUUGUUAUAUCAACAGCUACACCAGAAAAUGCAAUAGUCCCAGAACAGCCACAUGUACCUCAGGUUUUCAGAGGGUGUGUUGGAGAGAUUAGAAUUCAAGGAAUCCUAAUGCCAUACUUUUCUGAAGCUGAACUCAUUAAUAAUACUGCUGCUAAUACUUUCAGGCUUGAGGAGCAAAAUAACCUUGCAAUUGGUUGCACAGUAUGUUUCAACCACGAAUGUCUCAAUGAUGGAUUCUGUGCAGAUCCUUCUGAAAUUUACACCUGCUCUUGCCUCCUUGGAUUUGAAGGAGAGCAAUGUCAGAUAAAUAUUGAUGAAUGCAUGGGAAAUACUUGCACAAAUGGAGCUACCUGUGUCGAUGGAAUCAAUCAAUAUACAUGUUCAUGUAUGCCAGGAUAUACUGGCCAACACUGUGAAGAAGACAUUGAUGAAUGUGCUUCUUCUCCAUGCAAGAAUGGUGGAAUCUGCCUUGACGAGAUAGCACUGUUUGUUUGCCAGUGUCCAGAGGAUUUCAUUGGAUCUACAUGUGAAGAACUUAAGAUCAAAAACUGUUCGAAUAACAUGUGUAAAAAUGGAGCAACAUGCAGUGAUGUUUACAAUCCUCUAACAGGAGUUGCUGACAAUUAUAACUGCACCUGCCCAUUUGGUUAUUCAGGAGUCAAUUGUGAUGAAAUUGAAGAUUUUUGUACUCGUAGAUCAAUCAUGUGUGAUCAUGGAUUAUGCACUCACACUUUCCACGGAGAGGGAUGGGAGUGCAAAUGUAAUGAAGGCUGGGAAGGGACAUUGUGUGAGGAACCAACAAACGAAUGUAUUCCGAAUCCAUGCCACAAUGGAGGAACAUGUCUUGAUUCCCACUUGAGUUUUACUUGCAAGUGCCCACCUCAGUGGAAUGGAACUACCUGUGAAGAGGAUGUUGAUGAAUGUGAGCAAGAGACCUGUGAUAAUGGUGGGACAUGCAUUAAUAAACCAGGAUUCUUCACAUGUGCAUGCAGCGAUAACUAUUGUGGACAACACUGCAGGCUCCCCAAUCCCUGUCAAUCAUACAACUGUAGUAAUGAUGGUCAGUGCAUGUCACUGUGUGAUGAAACUUUACCAGCUCAUCAAAAUAGGACAAGAGCAUUCUGCGAGUGUCCUGAUGGCUGGGGUGGUGAACACUGUCUUGAUGAGGUCUUCCCAUCUGAUGUUGAUCUUGCUAUCAUUGUUGGAUGUGUGGUUGGAUUAAUGUUGAUUAGUGCCAUUGUUGGUUUGACAGUAUUCCUAAUGAUGGCUAAGAAGAAGAGGCAAACACGAGGAACAUACUCUCCAAGCAGACAGAUAUCAGCAGAUUAAGGCACGUAUAAAAUGAAGGAAUUCUACAGUCCCAGAGUUGAGAUGGGGAACAUAAUGAAGCCACCACCUGAAGAACGUCUCAUAUGAGCAGCAGCUCAACGCCAAAGUCAUUGGUAAAUUGCUCAUUAAAGCUGAACUAAAAAUCCCCUACUGUUCUCACGAGUCAAUGCAAUGAAGAGAAUGGCAUAGGGUUUUGCAGAUACUGCAUCACAUCACCAGUCAGUAAAAGUUUGUUAAUACUGUAUUUAUACAAAAAGCAAUUCUUACAAUAAAGACAACAGCAAAAAACUGGGGAGAAGAACCAGUUUAGGGUAUAUAUUCUAAUUAUACAUUCAUAAUGUUGGAAUACAUAUACCCAUACCUAUACUUUCAAAGUAUUGAAAAAAAUGUCUUCCAAGAAUACUGUAUUAACUGGUUAAGUAGCUUAUUUGUGAUAAGCAACUUGGGUAUCAAACUAAUAUUUAUCCACCGAUAAAAAUAAGAGGCUAGAGUUAAAACUAAAGCAGUGCUGUGGUGAGUUAUAUUACAUGAAAGAGUGGAGUAAGAUUCAGAUUUCAAAUACAGCAUAACUAACAAGUGCAGUAUUUUGCAUUGCAUAGAAGAGGGAUUUUUAUUCUGAAGUUAUGAAUUGAAACAGUUGACCUAACUGUAACGUGUGGAUGUGCAAAAGUGUAAAUGAUUUUGUAAAUAUAAAAACUUUGUAGAUAAGUUGUUUUACAGAUAGGAUAUUUUAUUUCUUUCAUAAACCGAGUUGUUUCUAAGUGUAAUGCAGGCAUUAAAAAAGUAAGCUCAAUAACUCAAAUUGGAUGUUUUAGCUUAACUAUGGGGCAACAAAAUGUUUGGGAAAGUUUCAACUGCAUCCAUCUUUGGAGAGGUCAGUUGUGUUGUACUAAUGAAGAGACCUUUACAGUAGAUGUUUUAUUACUCUGAAGAAAAUUUACAGAAAUGAUUGAAGGUGCUUGACAUAUUUUUGCAGUGUUUCUUCCCAGGUUUCUUGUGUACAUACUUUUGAUGAUAAAAUGUUAAGUGAAAUCUGUGAAAGGUAAGGUCAACACAAAAAUGAUUGUACUACCAAUUUCAUUGUCACUUAACCUUUUGUGUACCAACAUUCACUUGACACAAGAAAUAGCAGAAUUGCCACAUUACUUUGCACCAAAUAGGUCAGAAACUACUUAUGUAAAUUAAAAUUAUCCAGUUAGCUUUAGAGCUAUUUGAAUCUCACUAAUACACAGAGUGUACUUACCUUUCCCUACCAAUACACGAGCUGUAACUAGUAUGAGUUCAAUGUAACAAUUCCUCUGUGAUAAAAGUCCAUCCAAACCCUUAUUGGAAAUAUCAGUGCCUUUUUAAAAUAUUCCAAUAUUUUCACUGCCAUCUUUGUAUGAUGGGGCAGUCAGUGGUCUAAGAUGUCAGUGAUGUGUAGUGUAUUAUAUCUCAGGAAAUAAUCUGUAACAUGAAAUAUUGAAUUAAUUUUCAGUAAGAGUUACUAAGUACAUUAUUUCAAGGAUGCACUUUCCAUAUUUUCAAAACCUUCUUGGUCUCUUCCAUACAUUCCAUCAUUUUCCAAUUUUAAAUCAUAUCAUUUUUACAGUUAAUUGAAGUUAAAAAAAUAACAUUAAUACCAACAAAUAGUACAUCAAGGUCACUUAUCAACCUGGUUUCUGAAUUAUACAUACUUUGCAAUAUAAAAUGAAGUCAGAUUGUAUACCCUAAGGUUUGUGGGACCAUGUCAACUUAUAUACAGCUUGUAUAUUUUAUUAUUGUUAUAUUAGGGUAAACCUGAUAUGUUAAAUCAUGUUAUUUUAUCCAGUACCUUUGUAUAAUAUUGUAAAUGUCCAAUUUAAUUAUUUAAAUAAAAAAAUUUUAAAU
Molecule: messenger RNA, 8942 nt
Organism: Macrobrachium nipponense
Lineage: Eukaryota; Metazoa; Arthropoda; Malacostraca; Decapoda; Palaemonidae
Gene: crb
Product: protein crumbs-like
Exons: 41
Coding region: 114-7073 (2319 amino acids)
Biological process (GO): Notch signaling pathway
Molecular function (GO): Notch binding; calcium ion binding
Source: RefSeq, a predicted model, not a curated record